Didymodactylos carnosus is the source of this 1344-nucleotide messenger RNA. NCBI's taxonomy places the organism in Eukaryota, Metazoa, Rotifera, Eurotatoria, Philodinida, Philodinidae. The record is from the annotation of a GenBank genome assembly.
ACUAAGUUUUAAGCUAGAAGCGAUUUACCACUUGGUGUCCUUUCCUCGUGAGUCUAAAGGCUUUUAAUCACCUCGAGAGGUUCCCUCGUAAGUUCAGUUAAAUUCAGCUAAACCACUUUAAUUCAGGUAAAGUCAGUAAAAUUCAGCUAAAUUCAGUUAAAUUCAGCUAAAUGAUUUAGCUGAAUUUAACUGAAUGUAGCCGAUUUUAGCCUAAUCCAACUAAAUUUAGCUCAGUUCAACUCAAGUUGAGUUGAACUUUAAAUGCGCAUUCAAAUGUAUUAUUCAUUGAAGUUUUUUCUUCUUCCUUUCUGUACAACUGUAUGAAUUUUCAACUAUUUAUUCCAACUUUAUUCGCUCUUGUCAAUGGUCGUAGUAACGUACCGAAAGCUGGAGUAAUAAAAGAAAAAUUCAGCAGAAUUUUCAAGAUGUACUUUAUCGCAGUAUUAUACUCAUUGAUCAAAAUUGAACUGAGCUAAAUUCAGUUGAAUUCAGUUAGAUUAGGCUAAAAUUGGCUAUAUUCAGUUAAAUUCAGCUAAAUCACUUUAAUUUAGCUAAAGUAAGUAAAAUUCAACGAAACUCAGUAGAAUUCAGUUGAAUUCAGUUAGUUCAGGCCAAAAUCGGCUAUAUUCAGUUGGAUUCAGUUAGAUUCAGUCAAACUCAGCUAAAAGUCGGUCAAACUAGCUCAAACUAGCUACAAGCUUGCGUGAACUUUAUGUUGAGAAAAGGUCAUAAUGAUCUCAAAAACUUGCUAUUAACGAAAAAAUUUGAGAUUUCCGUGUUUUGAAUUUGUUUGAAUUCUGGAUUUUUUCAAGCGUUGACUCAACGUUAAAAUUCAAAUAAUAUUGGAUUUUGUUCAGUUUCGUCACUCUUUUGACCCAUACAUAAUUCACUCAUAUUUGAACAUAGAGAACAGAGAAAAAGUUAAAGAAAUAUGAAAAAGCGUGAGAUUUUUGUCAACUUUUCUGCUGAGAGCUUUUUGUAAAAAUUUAACGAAUGUUAUUUCAACAACAAUUUUUAGGUGGUACAUCUUUGCCAUUAGAUUACGAACGAAUAUUAAGCAAAUUUCGAAAGUAUUAUUUACAGAAAAUACCAUUGGAAACAAAAGUAAAAGCAUCAUUAGAUUUGUACUUUACCAUGACGACAGAAGAAAAUGAUUCCAGAUAUAUUUUAACGGCUUAUACAUCGGUAACAAUGUUUUAUAAAAUACUUAAUAAACAUCUUGCAACGUAUAUGCUACAUUAUUUUGAUUCGACACUUUACAAAACACAAGAUUAUACAUUUUCUAGUUGUAUUAUUGAUCUUAUUUCAUUGAUAAUUCAUUCGAAGGAACUAGAACCGUAUUAA